This is a messenger RNA of Lampris incognitus (smalleye Pacific opah), 2640 nucleotides long. RefSeq names its product cadherin-related family member 5. The transcript has 14 exons. Gene Ontology annotation, molecular function: cadherin binding; calcium ion binding. Gene Ontology annotation, cellular component: adherens junction; membrane; catenin complex. Lineage: Eukaryota; Metazoa; Chordata; Actinopteri; Lampriformes; Lampridae. Gene Ontology annotation, biological process: cell-cell junction assembly; homophilic cell-cell adhesion; calcium-dependent cell-cell adhesion. Bases 1 to 2640 code for a protein of 879 amino acids. The record is from RefSeq and is a predicted model, not a curated record.
AUGUCUGGAUGGGGUGGAUGUUUGGAUGGUCAAGACAUAUUUGCGACGAUCAGAGAAAACAGCCUCAGAGGAGAACUCAUCACUGAGCUCAUCGCAGACACCACAGGAGAAUGGGUUCAAUGGAGGCUUGAAGGGAAAGAUGCCGACUGGUUCUUCCUGGAUGGGCGAAACCUUCGUCUCAACACAUCGUCGGAGAAGGUCCUAAACCGUGAGGUUCAGGGCCCUGUCCUAAUGGCUGAGCUUGAAUGUUACGAAGAGGAAAUGCUUCAGAGCGUGUACAACAUCAUGGUGGAGGUUCUCAACGAGAACGAUAAUUCACCAGUGUUUGCAGAGAACACGGUCCAAUCUCUUAUUGUCACCGAGCUGACACCUGUGAAUACAGUGGUGUUUACUGUCCAGGCCACGGAUGAAGAUGAUGACAAAAUCAUUUACUCUAUUGACCCAACAUCUCCUGAUGCAGAGUAUUUCAAGGUAGAUCUCCCCAACAGCGGAGAGAUCAUGCUGUCAAAACCUCUGGACUAUGAGACUAAAACCCUGCUCACAGUCACGAUCCACGCCUCGGAGAUGAGCACCGCUGAGCACUUCAACGCCAGCACCACGGUCACCAUCACGGUCCUGGACGGAGACGACCAGUACCCGCAGUUCGUGCCCUGCACACUGCUCUUCCAGGACAAGUCCAACCGCAUCUGCACCAACCCCGUGUACACAGUCAACGUCACGGAGGGGGAAGAGGACAUUGUUUUGGACUUCUCUCCUGGUCCUAUUCAUGCUGUGGAUGGGGACAAAGGAAUCAGCUCCCCACUCAGUUACACCAUUCUCUCAGGGGCUGACGAUGGGCGUUUCCUGAUGGACGGGAAGACAGGAGAGGUGAGGCUGACCCGCGGGGUCAAGGACAGACUUACAACUCCAACGCUGCGUCUGCAGGUCAUGGCCUACCAGGAUGACGACCCCAGGAAGUACACGGUCGCCACGGCUCUGGUGCACAUUUUGGCUGUGAACCAGUUUCAGCCACGGUUCGACAGGACUGAGUACCACGGCUUUGUGACCGAGGGCAAGAACCCCGCCGCUCUUAUCAACACCUACGGCAGCAAAGUGCUGAUGUUACGUGUGCAGGACCACGACUUUAUGCACGGAUUCAAUCCAAUGAUCUACUUCACCUUCAGUCCUGCGUCCAACCACUCAGACGCUUUCCAAGUCACACAGGAGGGACUCGUAAUUGCCAAGACCAGCCAGCUCAAACCAAAGCAGAAACACAUCCUGGAGGUGGCAGCUGUAGACCAGGAAUCAGGUGAUGCUGCCUUUGCAAGUAUAGUAGUGGAGGUGCUGCCCAAAGGACAAGCAAUCCCUCUAGGUCCUUCAGGAAGUGACCAUCUGACAAGCUGUACAGUGGGCAAAGCGUUGGCACUGUGUGUCUUGUUCCUUACUAUACUGGGAGGUAUGACGUACGCCAUGUCGUGGCUGACCCGCAAACACAAGGGGAAGAAAGACCCACUGGAGAGAGGGUGUGUGGCCCAGGGCAAACAUCCCAAUGUGAGCUUAAGGUGGUUCCAGCUGGUCAGUCACCAUUCCGCCAUGGCACAGAUGGAUGAAGUACCCUCUAACUGCGAGGACCUCGGUACCUACAACCCUUCCUUCAGCAUCCAGGACAAACCUGGCAUCUACAUCCACCAAGACCUGCCCCCCUGCCGAGGCCCUACCCCACCCAGCACAACCGCUGCACCCGACACCAGUUUUAUCCCCACAGAAUCGGCGUGCAACCCUGUGAUCUUCAACAGCGAUGUUUCUGUACCAGUCAAAAGCUCCUGCAACUCCCCCGCCAUGCAUCCGGCUGUUUCUGAAGUAAAGCCUGCAGAUAAGGCUGAAAACGCGGCCUCACCCAAAGACAACCCUGGCUCACCCAACCCACCUUCCGACAAAGCCUUAGACCCUACAGUGGCUUCUGAUGACCUUGCACCACCUAGCCCUAGCCUUGUGUCCGAAAAUGUUAUUUCUACUCCACCUGUCCUUUCUCCUAACACAGAAAUGAAACCACCUAACAUCAGCCGUGACACUGUAAACCCUGUCACCAACCCGUCUUCUUCUGCACCUUCUUCUCCUACUCCUUCAUGUCAUCCCACGAUCGCUUCAACAGAUACCGACACACCAUAUCACACACCUGGUACUGACAGCCUGCCAGAUCCCUCGUCUGCCCAGCAAGAAGCACCUUAUCCAAAAGAGAUUAACAACCCUCCACCCACACCCGAGAACGCUCCUCUUAAAGUCGCAUUAGUCCGCGUUGACAUGUCCUCCCUUGCCACAACUACAAUGACACCAGAGCAAACGUCCGUGACUUUAUCUACAGACAUGCCCAGUCAGGUGGACUUGCCCUCCACCUCUACCUCCACCUCAGACACAACACACACCGAUGGGCAUCCGGAGGAACCAGGGGACACCACCGCCUGUCCACCUCAAGAACGAAGUGCCUCGACGACCUCGGGAAACACCCAGGACAGCAGAGGAGAGGGUGAGGAAGACGAUGACGGCUUUCUGGGAGACGAAGACGCGGACAAGAACAGUGACGGCGAAUUAGAGUCUGACGAGGAAGAGCUGUUGAGAGUGCUCGCUCGUUUGAAUCCCACUUUUAUGCUAAUUAGCAAGUGA